GAGCUCCGUGGCUGUGAUUGGUGGUUGUUUCGUUUUCUUUUUUUUCUGUGCGUCAGCGGGUCCCUGUUUGAAAUUUGUCCGUUAUGGAUUAAGCAAGCAUACGAGGGGCAAGCAAGUGUUGACAAAUCGCAGAUGGACCUUAAUAUUUGAUUGUUUUGCGGCAUGUAGCUUGUGUAUUUAUUAUCAUGGCGCAACUCAAGCUCUCGUUACUUGCCUCUUUGGACGAUCUCCACCGGUAUACGAAUUCUCUGGUUACUACUGCGGAUGCACAAUGUGAAUCAGCAUUCCUUAAAUUUAUUCCGAAUGUCGAGCAAUUGUGGAUGCAGUGGUCUGAAGCUGUUACAGAAUGUAAGCGCCUAAAAACUGCUUUAGAUCAAAGUCAGCACAAUUCCUCAUUACUUGUAAGUCAGUUGACACAGUCAAGAAAAAUUCUUGAUACAGAGCAAAAGGCUCGUGCAGCUGCUGAGCGUGAAAGGCGGGCAUUGGAAGUGCAACUAGGCAUUAUUAGAGAUGUUCUCCAAGAUCCAAGAAACAAAUUGAAUGAGGAUGCCAAAGACAAAUUAUCUCACAUUAAUCAAACUAUUGACAAAGCCAACCGUAAUGGUCUUCCUCAUUCCCUUACUGAUCGGUUGGACCCAAUCGCCGAGCUGGACUCCACAGGAUCCCUGAUGUCAGAGUUAAGUUAUUCCCGUUCUGAGGAUGACUUGGAUAUUAGUGCCUCAUUCCUCGAUUCCCGAAGAGAUUUUAAGAAGUGUCACCCUGCACCUGAUGAUAGUGCACCCAGCCCAAAGAGGAGGAGAUCUAAUAUCCGGAGAAGUAUGGAGGUUCACAAGUCUGAGGUGACCUCAGAAGACAGAUUGGUUGCCACUACCACAGUGACCGUGCGAAGAGAAGGUAACAUUACUGCUCACUCUAAGAUUGAAGCCAAACCUUCUGGGAAAUCUAAAACAGUGCCAGAACUCUUUCCAUCUGCUCCACCAAUUUCAAUUGUGACAGAUUCCACAAACUCUGAUAGCAGUCCCAAUAACAACAACUGGACAACUCCACGAAAUGUAAAAGUGUCUCUGGCACCUACAUCUGUCAGUAGAUCUACCUUGGACGUCAGUCCAAGCUAUGGAAUGGGCAGAAAAAAUAUGAAUAUUCGCCCCCAUACUUUUGUUCAGAAAACUAUCAUUUGCAAUGAACAGUGCAAUUACUGCAAUAAGAGGCUAAUGUUUGGAAGACAACACAGCAAAUGUCAGGAUUGUCGUGCCCUCUGCCAUAAGGAUUGUGAGGGACUGCUGCCUCUUCCUUGCAUUCCUGUUGGCAACACGCCAGCUGUCAAAGGAACAAUGGGAACUAUUGCUGACUACACUCCAAUGUCAAGUCCUAUGGUGCCCUCUCUUAUUGUUCAUUGCAUCAGGGAAAUUGAAAGUCGUGGGCUCAAUGAAGUUGGUAUUUACCGUGUGCCUGGUGCUGAUAGAGAUGUUAAAGCACUUAAGGAAAGCUUCCUGCGUGGUAAAGGUGCACCUAAUUUAUCCAACGUGGAUGUUCAUGUUUUGUGUGGAACUGUGAAAGAUUUCCUUCGCUCACUGCGAGAACCGUUGAUUUUGAAAACAUAUUGGCAUGACUUUGUUCAAGCAACAGAAAUUCCUGAUUCCGAAGAUGCUCAAGCAGCUCUGUACCAAGCUGUGUCUGAACUACCUCAGCCCAACCGUGAUACUCUUGCUGCGCUCAUCCUUCACUUGCAACAUGUAGCAGAAUGCCCAGAAUGCAAAAUGCCCAUAGGCAAUCUCUCUAAAAUAUUUGGCCCCACAAUUUUGGGAUAUUCAUCUUCUGAUCUUGAACCUGAAGUUCUAUUGUAUGAAACAAAGAAGCAAGCAAUGGUUGUGGAUCAGCUGAUGAGGCUGCCAGCUGAUUACUGGGCAAAUUUUGCUCACCCCUCCGGAAGUGAAAACAGGGAUCCCUCUGGUCUUUCACAUACCCCAUCUACAAGUUCUCUUCUCAAUGGUGCUCGUAAUUUCUUGGGAACUACACCAAGAUCUGUGCGAGGAAAGAAAAGGUUUUUUGCUACUCCACCAACCCAAAGGGUUUGAUCAUAGCAACUUUUCAAUCAUUUUCUACCACAUCACACUGUAAAUGAUUUAAAACUUAAUAAUAUUCUAUUUUUGGAACAAUUUUACGUUUAGGAGUUAACCAUUCUUAAGUAUUUUUACACUUCAACUAAUCGCUUAACUUCGAGUGUUAACCUGCCACACAGUAUUGAAAUUCCAUGUUUAUUUUUCUGUUCCUGUCCUCUUUUGAGACCAGUAAAAGCAGGCUCAGGAAGACUAACACAUUUUAUUUUGCCGUAUUCAUGGAACAAAAUGGCAAACAUUGUGAUCUUUUAUUCUUUUGAUCUGGUAAUCCUUCUCAUGGGUUUUAGUUUAAACUGCUCUCUAUAAUUGUUGCAAUAAAAAUGUAGUGUGAAGAUAGACAUUUCUUUCUCAAAUAAAUGAAUCUCCUGUAUAAAGUUAUGAAUCUCUCUAUUUAGUUUAAAGAGGUUGAUAAAACCUACCACCAGCUUUGGGAAAAAAAUAUUCUGUGAUUCCUGAUUUCUCUCUUUAUGACAAUUUUGUCUUUGGCCUUUGGAGUUAUGGAAGUUGUAUUUAGUCCAUUCUUUUACAUUAUAACUGCUGCUCUGAUAGCUUUAUUAUUAUCCACCUGUUGUGGAAUAACUAUUAAGUCUCUCUAUGUAUGCUUAAGUUGAUUUACCUUCAAGCAUGCGGCUUUAUUUCUAUAAUGACAUACAUGCUGGAAAAAAGUAUUCUUCAAUCCCAUCUUCUGAUUAUGCACAUGUGAGUUGAAGUCUGUUAUUUUCCAGUAUACCUUGUCAUAAAACUGACUUAUUUUAUGUUUCUUAAAUGUAAAACCAGUAGAUUGCAUGACAUUUUGUUAGUUGUAUCUUUAUGUAUUUAUGAAUAGCUCUCUGGUGUUUGUGCUCUCUGCUAGUCUCUGAAGUUGUGCCUCUCUUUUUUUUCCCUUUGUAAUCCUUGAUUUACACCUGAGUUUGAAUAAACUUUAUGUACUAACAAAUUGUUUAACAAUGAAGUCUAAUAAAUACCAAUAUCUUAGAAUUUUA
This is a messenger RNA of Frankliniella occidentalis (western flower thrips), 3100 nucleotides long. RefSeq names its product rac GTPase-activating protein 1-like. The transcript is spliced from 13 exons. Bases 186 to 2075 code for a protein of 629 amino acids. Lineage: Eukaryota; Metazoa; Arthropoda; Insecta; Thysanoptera; Thripidae. Gene Ontology annotation, biological process: signal transduction. The record is from RefSeq and is a predicted model, not a curated record.